This is a messenger RNA of Nycticebus coucang (slow loris), 3493 nucleotides long. RefSeq names its product prolyl 3-hydroxylase 2 (gene P3H2). Gene Ontology annotation, biological process: collagen metabolic process. NCBI's taxonomy places the organism in Eukaryota, Metazoa, Chordata, Mammalia, Primates, Lorisidae. The record is from RefSeq and is a predicted model, not a curated record. The transcript is spliced from 15 exons. Gene Ontology annotation, cellular component: endoplasmic reticulum. Gene Ontology annotation, molecular function: procollagen-proline 3-dioxygenase activity; L-ascorbic acid binding; iron ion binding. The coding region runs from base 222 to 2330 and encodes 702 amino acids.
GGAGUGUUUGAGCUGUGGGCGUCCCUUUAAGAGUCGCCGGCCAGGCAGGGCCUCCGCCUCUCAGCCCGCGGACAGCCCGCGGUCACCUGGGGCUCACGGGGCGGCCGCUCGCGGCGGGGUCGGCGGUAGUGCGGGCGUGAAGGUGGGAGGGGGCGCCUGGACGCGCGGCGCCGCGGAGCCCUCCCGGAGCGGGGCCGGCCCGCGCCUCUCCGCGGCGGAGGAUGCGGGAGCGCAUCUGGGCGCCGCUGCUGCUGCUGCUGCUGCCGCCGCCGCCGCUGUGGGGCGGCCCCCCGGACCCUCCGCGCCGGGAGCCGGAGCCCGCCGAGCCCGGGCCUCUGCAGCCCUUCGACCUGCUCUACGCCAGCGGCGUGGCCGCCUACUACGGCGGGGACUACGAGCGAGCGGCGCGAGACCUGGAAGCGGCGCUGCGCAGCCACCGGCGGCUGCGGGACGUCCGCACGCGCUGCGCCCGCCACUGUGCCGCGCGCCGGCCGCUCGCGCCCCCCGGCGCCGGCCCCGCGGCCGAGCUGCCCUUUUUCCGCGCCCUGUUGGAGCGGGCGCGCUGUUACCGCAGCUGUGAGACCCAGCGCCUCGGGGGCCCAGCGUCCCGCCACCGCGUCAGCGAGGACGUGCGCAGCGACUUCCAGCGCAGGGUGCCCUACAACUACCUGCAGCGGGCCUACAUCAAGCUUAACCAGAUGGAGAAAGCAGUGGAAGCAGCUCACACAUUUUUCAUGGCCAACCCUGAGCACAUGGAAAUGCAGCAGAACAUUGAGAAUUACAGGACGAUGGCUGACGUGUUCCAACUGGUAGAUCGAGAAGCCAAACCACACCUGGAGAGUUACAAUGCAGGAAUUAAACAUUAUGAGGCUGAUGACUUCAAAGUAGCCAUCAAGUAUUUUGAACAAGCUUUAAGAGAAUAUUUCAAUGAAGAUAUGGAAUGCCGAAUCCUAUGUGAGGGGCCUCAGAGAUUUGAAGAGUAUGAAUAUUUAGGGUAUAAAGCUGGUCUGUAUGAAGCCAUUGCAGAUCACUACAUGCAGGUCCUGGUCUGUCAGCAUGAAUGCGUGCGGGAGCUCGCCACCCGCCCUGGCCGCCUCUCGCCCAUAGAGAACUUCCUUCCUCUGCACUAUGAUUACCUGCAGUUUGCCUACUACCGAGUUGGUGAGUAUGUGAAAGCUUUGGAGUGUGCCAAAGCCUAUCUCCUGUGCCACCCUGAUGAUGAAGCUGUCUUAGACAAUGUGGAGUUCUAUGAGAGUCUGCUGGAUGACAGUGUUGACCCAGCGUCCAUUGAGGCCAGAGAGGAUUUGGCAAUGUUUGUGAAACGUCACCAACUGGAAUCUGAACUGUUAAAAUCAGCUGCAGAAGGCCUGGGAUUUUCAUACACUGAACCGAAUUAUUGGAUCAGAUAUGAAGGACGGCAGGAUGAGAAUCGGGUCCCUUCAGGAGUGAACGUGGAGGGGGCAGAAGUUCAUGGAUUGUCAAUGGGAAAAAAGUUAUCACCCAAGAUAGAUGGAGACCUAAGAGAGGGUGGUCCACUGCUCUAUGACAACGUCACAUUUGUCUACAACUCGGAGCAGCUGAAUGGGACUCAGCGGGUUCUCCUGGACAAUGUCCUGUCAGAGGAGCAGUGCCGGGAGCUCCACAGUGUGGCCAGUGGAAUCAUGCUUGUUGGAGAUGGAUACAGAGGGAAAACGUCCCCCCAUACACCCAAUGAAAAGUUUGAAGGUGCAACUGUCCUGAAGGCACUCAAAUUUGGUUAUGAAGGCCGGGUUCCACUGAAGAGUGCCCGUCUGUUUUACGACAUCAGUGAGAAGGCGCGAAAAAUCGUAGAAUCCUAUUUUAUGCUGAACUCAACACUGUAUUUUUCCUAUACGCACAUGGUCUGCCGAACAGCCCUGUCUGGUCAACAGGAUAGAAGAAAUGACCUCAGUCAUCCGAUCCAUGCUGACAAUUGCCUGCUGGACCCAGAGGCCAAUGAAUGCUGGAAAGAACCUCCUGCUUAUACAUUUCGAGACUAUAGUGCUCUCCUGUACAUGAAUGAUGAUUUUGAAGGAGGAGAAUUCAUAUUCACUGAGAUGGAUGCUAAGACCGUGACUGCCUCCAUAAAACCAAAGUGUGGGCGUAUGAUCAGCUUCUCUUCUGGAGGAGAGAACCCUCAUGGGGUGAAGGCCGUCACCAAAGGCCAGAGGUGUGCUGUGGCGCUGUGGUUUACCUUGGACCCACUUUAUAGAGAACUGGAGCGGAUACAGGCCGAUGAAGUUAUUGCGAUCCUGGACCGAGAACAGCAAGGGAAGCACGAAGUGACUAUCAACCCUAAAGAUGAGCUAUAGAAAUGAGAAAGAAUGUUCUAUCAGAUAUUUAUUUAAAUUGUUAAUCUUAUGAGAACCUUUUUAUUUUUGUACAGAGCUGUGGUAUAAGUUAACAGGUUAAUACGAGUCAUCAGAUCUCCCUUCUGUUCCUAAGGACACUUGCUGUGCCUCACUUAGUCUGUCUGGGACUUUUCUCCCCAUCUUUUCAGAGAUGGGAUCUUGCUGUGCUGCCCAGGCUGGAGAGCAGUAGCUGUCACAGGCACAAUUGUAGCUCGCUACAGCCUCAAACUCCUGGGCUUGAGUGAUCCUGCACCUGUGCCUCCCGAGUGACUGGGACCAGAGGCAUGUGCCAUGCCUUCUUCUGUGGUUUUUCAUCAGUUUAUCUGUCAAAACCCAGUCACCCCCACCAAAAAAAAAAAAAAAAAAAACCCACAGCAACACACACACACAUACUUAAUUUACUGCAGUUCCAAAAACUCAGAGAGAAUAAGCUCGUUUGGGGUGAAACUAUAGCUCUUAUGUGACUACAGCUCUUAUGACUCCCCCCUUUCUGGUUCGCGUGUGAUUUGGUCUGAGAAGGCCUCUCUGGCUCUUUACCUUUGGUUCCUAUCUGCUCAUGGCGCUGAGAACCGUGAGCUCUGACUCUCCGAGUCCGCUCAGCUGUGGGUCUGAGGAGCCCUUGCCAGAGCACUGCUUCAAGUAUCAUGGGCAUAAAUAUGCUUCAGGCUCUAGGGAAAAAUAUUCCUUGGAUAAUAAUUACAUAAGACAGAGGGGCCUUCGGUCUUUCCGGGGCCUUGGUGGAGUUUCUGGGUCUGGUAUUUUCACCAGAGAAUUAACUUAUAGUGGAAGCUUUGACUUCCCCUCCACGGUGCUCCAGAGAAGACUGUUCUGUGAGCAGCAUAGUUUUAAAGGUCAUAUAGGUGGGGAAGUGGAGUGACUCUUCACCUCAGUGACUUUGCAAGAAAAUCUUUAAUACUACCAGGGUCAGAGCACCAUCGCCAGGUUUCCUGUGAGUGACGUCUACUAGUCAAAAGAGGUGUUCUGUAUUUAAGUAAAAAAAACAAAUCUCUAGUUGAUUUCUUUCUCUGCAUCUGUUUCCUGGCCCUCCCCGUUGCUGCUGUCCAGCACACAGGUCCGUGCUCAUGUCUGAUUUGUUGAAUAAAAGGGAGCCUUAUUUUAAAAUA